Messenger RNA from Trichomonas vaginalis G3, 1314 nucleotides. RefSeq lists its product as uncharacterized. The transcript has a single exon. The coding region runs from base 1 to 1314 and encodes 437 amino acids. The record is from RefSeq and is a predicted model, not a curated record. Lineage: Eukaryota; Parabasalia; Trichomonadida; Trichomonadidae.
AUGAGUUGCCCUUUUAUGAUAAACUUGCAUAUUACAAUACCCAAACUUUCAAAGCAAAUCAUCUGGGAUGCAGAACCUGGUACACAAGUUAAAUCUGUUAUUGAUUCGAUUCUAAAAAGCAUGAAUAUUCCGGAUCCAGAAUUAUGGAAUUUAUUUAUGCUUGCAAAUGAUUUUAUUCAAAUACCACGUGAUUCAGUAUGCUUUGAUAUCGGAUUUUCUAACGCGACAUCCUUCCAACUCCUUCAAUUAGAAACCGAGCCAAUUGAAGUUUACUACAAAAUGCAAAAGGCAUCUAUAGCAUACGAUAAAUUUAAGCCACUCUCGAGCAUAAUGGAAAUAUGCUUGCAAAUCUUUAACCUUUCUGAUAAUGAACAAUAUUUAUUCAUGAAUCCGAAAAGUUAUACUAUCGAAGCAAUGCAUUCACCCACAAAACUUACAAAAUUAAUCCUGAAGCCAUUGCAAUUCAGAGGAAGGGAAUUGGUGUUCCCAACUUUGAAUUUUAUUGAACCGAGUGGAUUAAGCUCAUUUCCUUUUGUUUCGCUAUCGAAAACAAUUAUGCAGUUCCAGAUAAGAAUCUUAUUUACUACACUUAAAAGCCAAUUUGGCGACUUUUCUCUUGUCAAUUUUACUCAAGAAGAAUUAGAAGCUGUUUUUAAAAAAUAUGAAUUAAAUUCAGGUAUUGGUGAGAUACCAUUCAAUCAGCAAAUAACAUUACUCUUCGUUAUCCUUGCUCAAUUUGAAGAACCACUAAUUCCUCCAGAUAUGAUCGGUUUUGCUAAAUCAAUAGUUAAAAACGAUAACCAGUUCAAAGUAUGCCAGCAGUUAUACAUGUUUUUGCUUAUGCUCCCUGUUUCAUCUCAUUCUCUCAUUUCUGAAUUUGUGAUUUGCAUGUCCAACUCAUUUGUUCAUUCCCCGAUACAGUCAGAAAUUAUAGCAAUACUUCAAGAGCUAUUUUUCAAGAACUCCAAUCCCGAUGAAGAAGAAAUUUUAUUUAUUAAGUAUAUCUUACUUUUCGGAGCAGUAUUGUUGCAUUUACCUGGUUCUAGGAAUGUAUGCAGGAUUGGAAACAAAAUUGGCUUCCAAUCUCCAAUUGAUCCAGGAUCUUUCUACACAAUCAACGAAAAACUUAUGCCAUCAAAAACAGAAGACCUUAAACUUGACUUUAAUUUCGAAUUAUUCGAUCCAGAUGAAGAAAUUAAUAGACCCAUCGAUUUACACACGCAUAUUAGCUAUUUGAAUGCAUCUGUCAACAGCUUCCAUCAAGUUAUUGAAGAAGCUAAGAAACUCAUUAAUCAAAUGAAGCAAAAGUCAUAA